UAUUCUACGUGUGACUACGUAUGUGCAACAUUGUUUCAAAUAAUUUAAACAUUAAUGGGUUUUACAGAAUAUAAUAGUAGUAGAAAAGCAAACUGUCAAAAAGAAAAUAAAGUGAUCUACUUAAUAAUAUUAUUUAAAUUUAAGCUUAUUGUCUCGUGUUACUAAAGCAAGUUAUACACUUUUUGCAAAAGGUAGUAGCCAGCUAAAGAGUUAAAUGUUCGAAACCUAUUCGACUCUUUGCUCCUGCAUAUCCAAAAUGACAGUCAGCUGACGAGAAAAAGUUUUGGUUUCCGAACCCAUAUGUUAACGAGCUGAGAUCCAGCUACCCCAUUGGCUCGUUCCGAACCUGACGUCACGUCAGCUAUAAAACUCAGCAUUGCUUUUAAACUGUACUGUAGUGUGUCGAGUUUAAAAACACUCUGAGCUCGAUCUGUGUCAGCAGCAUCUAGCGCACAUCUCUCACGUUACACUUACCCGUUUGACCACGAUGAUGUCUGCACUCGAGGAGUCACCAAAGUGUUAAAUGUUUGAAAUACAAGGCCGCCGAAAUCCACAUGUAAAAAGAGGAGAAAGAGAUCCGAUGCAUCUGUGCAAUAGACUGUGCCACGGAUAAUCUGGAGUUUAGGAGCGCACUGAAAACUCCCGUGCAGCCUCUUGUCUGUUUUUUUGUAUUUUUUUUAUUUUCCUGCUUAGAGUAAAGCAUUUUAAACAUCAUCAAGCUGGCUCACUCUCUCCCGACCCAGCCCGCUUUGACAGCUCCUCUUCACCCGCUCUGGAGGACGGUCAGCAGCAAGAGGAUGGCAUCAGAGCUGGCACUGAGCAGCUCCGACCUGCCCACCAGUCCCCUGGCCAUGGAAUAUGUUAAUGACUUCGAUCUGAUGAAGUUUGAGGUGAAGAAAGAGCCACUGGAGCCCGAUCGCAGCAUCAGCCAGUGCAGCCGCCUGAUCGCCGGGGGCUCCCUGUCUUCCACCCCGAUGAGCACGCCCUGCAGCUCGGUUCCCCCUUCCCCAAGCUUUUCAGCGCCCAGCCCUGGCUCCGGGAACGAGCAGAAGGCGCACUUGGAGGAUUUCUACUGGAUGACCGGUUAUCAGCAGCAGCUCAACCCGGAGGCGUUGGGCUUCAGUCCCGAGGACGCAGUUGAAGCGCUGAUCAACAGCACACACCAGCUCCAGAGCUACGACGGCUAUGCUAGAGGGCAGCAGUUUAGUAACACGGCCGGGACGGGAGGCGCCAUGGCCGGGGAGGAGAUGGGAUCCGCCGCCGCGGUGGUCUCCGCAGUCAUUGCCGCCGCUGCAGCGCAGAACGGGGCACCUCAUCACCACCACCACCAUCACCACCACGGCCACCACCAGCAGCACCAAACUCCCGGCGUCCCGUCCAGCACCAACUCCCCUGUCGCCCAUCACCAGCACAGCCACCUGGACGAUCGCUUCUCGGACGAUCAGCUCGUUACCAUGUCCGUGCGGGAGCUCAACCGGCAGCUGCGCGGCGUCAGCAAAGAGGAGGUGAUCCGGCUCAAACAGAAGAGAAGAACCCUCAAAAACAGAGGCUAUGCCCAGUCGUGUCGCUACAAGAGGGUCCAGCAGAGGCACAUACUGGAGGGCGAGAAGACCCAGCUCAUUCAGCAGGUGGACCACCUCAAACAAGAGAUCUCCAGACUGGUGCGCGAGAGAGACGCGUACAAAGAAAAGUACGAGAAGCUGGUGAACAGCGGCUUCCGAGAAAACUCAUCGAGCAGCGACAACAACCCCUCGUCCCCGGAGUUUUUCAUGUCUUCCAGAAAGUUCCUUCAUCUGUGACUGUGAGCUCCUUGAGUAUGGCCUUGAUGAGUGAGAUAUCCUGGUGGCAGAUGACGCGAUGACUCUCAAAACAAGGCCUUCCACAAAGCACAAGACCUCAAACUCUCUGAAGAUGAUGCAAUGAGAAUCAGAUCCACAAUUCCCCGUCUUCCCCUGGCACUGUUCUUAAGAGCCGAGUCCUUUGAUAGAUCCCUUUUCCUUGAUUGCACCUACUGCUUCUUUUUUUUCUACAAAUAAACAUAUCAAACAGAAGACAACUGGAAAAGCUGCAACAAAACUGAAAUUGGAAGAAAACUAACCUUAUGGAAAGGAUGGUAUCUUGCAGCUGAAAACACUCUUACUUUUCAGGUGAAAAACAUCAGUGCAUGAAAUCGUGAUUAUUACAUCAGCAAAACAUCGCUUCACUGGGGCCACACUCAGCAUCUUUUGUAGAGGACUUUCUCCAUACAUUGUAAUUAUCCCAUACAGAUACAUAUGUUAUUUUAUGAGUUCAAAUCAUAUUUUCAGCUAGUUUUAACCCACAAUUUUAAGCAAAUUAAAUGAAAGAAAAUGUUAGAACUAAACAUACAUAUAUUACAAAACUAGUUUAUUCCUCAAAUCGUUGUCUUACCAAGCAUAACCACUUUAUGUAGAUUCAAAUUAGCUUAAUUUAUGCAAUAUACACUUUUAUAUCAAUAUAAAUACAACAAUAUGGAGAAAGAAAAUUGACUGAAAAAACUGAAAUUGCUGUCAAGCAUGGUUUUUUUUUUUGUUUGCUUUAGUAUUAUUAAUUAUCAGUACUAUCAUAUAUUAUUAUUUUUUUAUAAUCAUGUAUUGCCCAUUAUUUCUAAAUCUACAACUUCUACCUAAACCAUAUUCCUACAUAAAGUCCAUGACACACCAAGCCAAUGUCUAAUUAGCGGCGACAAAAGCUGACUGUGUUGUCUCAUCAUGUCAGCUGCAUAUCUACCAAAAAAUGUGAUAGAAGACAACAAAAUAACUGCAGAUAACUGCAAAUCUGCAUUCUGCACCUACGUGUAGGGCAGCAACUGACUAUAUCAGCAGGUACAAACAGACUGUAUCUCUUAUUCAAAUGAAACUGAAACUAGGACUGUGGAUACAGAAACCAUAAAUAAUAAAAAAAGUGCUGACUAUUCUGAUUAUAAAAACUGUUCUUCAUUCGGGGCAGCUCAUUUUGUUUUAAAAAUGCUCACAUACUUAAGUGCUCAGGUAAGAUGACAAGACAUUAGAACAGACUUCUGUCUUUACUGUCUUCAUUCACAUUCAUCAAAAUCGCUUCACUCAUAUACUAAAUUAAACUGAAGGCCUUUCUCGCCAAAGGGCCUGACGUGGGUUUAACAUGCUGAAUCGGAUGAAGCGCCGUCGAUGUGAGAUAGACUAGAGCCGACAUGCAGAACACACUGCAAAAACUGGCCCAACAGAAGCUCACAGAAUGUCCGAUGUUAAAUGAUGGCUGACUGUCAGCUUGGUGUGUCACGGCCCUUAGCACUUUAUAAACCACAGACAACUUGGAGAUGACUAAUUAAAUCUAUAGCACGUAUCUGCAAGAUGACUUAAAUGUAUUGGCUAUAAGAGUUACUCAAGUAAUAUGUUCAUCUUUUGCUCACCCUCAGUUUGUUCUGGAUUAAAACCUUUCCUCUACAUAACAAAUAAACAAAUCAGAGGUUUUAAAGAAUGUUUGUGUUGCUCUUCGUCAUUCACUGUAAACAAAAAAAAAGUAGAUUUAAAAAAUCAUAUCAUAAAGAUUAUUCUAUACAACAUGAAUUUUAACAUCUUUUGAUACAUUUUGUACACUUGGAUAUGAGUCACGCUAAAAAUGAUAACGUUAGCAUUUCCAAGCUUAAAAACUAUUAAUUUUCCAACAUGAGGGUGAGUACAUUUUUUG
This is a messenger RNA of Danio rerio (zebrafish), 3684 nucleotides long. Lineage: Eukaryota; Metazoa; Chordata; Actinopteri; Cypriniformes; Danionidae. The record is from RefSeq and is a predicted model, not a curated record.